Messenger RNA from Dendronephthya gigantea, 1989 nucleotides. RefSeq lists its product as uncharacterized. NCBI's taxonomy places the organism in Eukaryota, Metazoa, Cnidaria, Anthozoa, Malacalcyonacea, Nephtheidae. Gene Ontology annotation, molecular function: DNA helicase activity. The record is from RefSeq and is a predicted model, not a curated record. Gene Ontology annotation, biological process: telomere maintenance; DNA repair. The transcript is spliced from 2 exons. The coding region runs from base 1 to 1989 and encodes 662 amino acids.
AUGCUUGGUCAAGUUACUUUUGGUUGGAUAGACAAACGUUGCAAACAAGCAACUGGCUCUUAUGACAAAGUAUUUGGAGGAAACUCGUUAAUUUUAACUGGCGAUCCAGGUCAGUUGCCACCAGUAGCAGACAAACCUCUUUAUCAUGCUAAACCAUCCAGUGCUGUUGGUGAACAAGGUUUUCAAGCAUAUCAAAUGUUUGAGAAAGUUGUUAAACUCACAGUAAAUCAACGAGUUCAAGGUGUGACAUCUGAACAAAUCAUUUUUAGAGAGUUAUUGUUACGACUUCGCAAAGGCGAAUCAACAAUUGAUGAUUGGAAAUUACUCCUAACCCGUCAACCAUCAAAAGUCACAAAUAUAAAAGAAUUUGAAGACGCUACUAGACUUUUCUACAGCAAUGAACAAGUUGCCAACUACAAUCAUGAGCAACUUUCAAAACUUAGUCAUCCGAUUGCCCGUGUCAAUGCUCGUCAUUCAUCAGAAAUGGCAAAAAAAAUUUCAUCUGAUGACAUGUCAGGCUUAGAACCAGUUGUUUUUCUGACAAAAGGUGCCAGAGUCAUGUUAACUAUGAAUUUGUGGUCAAGUGUUGGGCUCUGCAAUGGUGCUACUGGAAUAGUUGUUGAUAUUAUCUAUCACAACAACCAUCAACCACCUGACUUGCCUAUUGCAGUCAUUAUUGAGUUUGAAAACUAUAGAGGUCCUGCUUUUAAUGUGGACAAACCAUCUUGCAUUCCAAUAUGUCCAAUCACCGUCUCAUCACAGUCAGAAACUGGUUUUCAUGAACGGCAACAGUUGCCUCUAAGACUCGCCUGGGCUCUAACAAUACACAAGAGCCAAGGACUUACUCUUGCAAGAGCUUGGAUAAAUAUUGGAAAAUCAGAAAGAACUGCUGGAGUUUCAUAUGUUGCUAUAAGCAGAGUGAAAUCACUUUCAUCUUGCGUCAUUGAACCCAUGACAUUUUCUUGCUAUCUCCAUGCAGUCUCACCAGUAAAAGUAUCUGCCUCGGGUACUUGCAAAUAUUUCAAUAUGACUUUGCAAACGUCUGAUGGUUCUAUGAAUGCUGUGUGUUUCUCUCCUGAAAAAAGAUCAGUUUUGCAGAAAUUCCAAACUGAAAAAAGUCCUGUUAAGAUCACGACAUUCAGAACCAGUUCAAAAUAUGGUAAGGAAGAUGUUGUAAUUGAUAAAGCCACAAAGAUAACACCAGUCGAAAAAAACAUUGGAUUUGAACACAGAGAUCUGGCUCCUUCGUUUGUUACAUCUCUGGCAUCAUUAAACCAAGUUUCAGCAGAACAAUUGGUCACAGUGAAGGCAAAGGUUGCGAAAGUAAGCGGAAGCAAAAAAAUUUCAAGCCAAAGGAUUUCCAGUGGCCACCUGAAAAAACAAGAAAUUGUGAUUGCUGACCCAACCACCUCGAUGAAACUUAUCUUGUGGGAGCAGUUUAUCGACUGCCUCGAAGCCGACCAAACAUACAUGUUAAAGAAUCUUCGAUUAAAACAAAAUGGUACAACCAAGUAUUUGAACACUCCCAAAUCAGAUACAUUUUCUUUUGAGAAGGUCGAAGAAUUUACCGAACCUGUCAUUGAAGAUGUCCAAACAUUGUCCACCAUCGACGUCUGUGUCAGCUUAUUGGGAGUAGAGUCCAUUUCCGCCUACCAUGCUUGUCGUAAAUGUGGAAAAAAGACUUCUUCAAAAAACGAAGGUGUGCUCCAAUGUGAGACCUGUCGUAUGGUUAAAAAAAGUGGUUCUGCCAGUAAGCUAUGGUUUUUGCGACUUCUCUUCAAGAAUGUGAAAAAACCAAGCGAUACCAUCAGCUUGUCAAUUUUCAAUGAUAACUUGACAAGAAUUGUUGACUACCUGCCAGAGGAGGUGGAUUUAACUACAAUUUCCCCUGAACAAUUGUCUAUUGCUCUACUUUCUAUGCCGCAAGUUCAAAUCACAUAUGAUAUUGUAACAAGAAAGGUUAUUGAUGUUAAAGAAAUUAACAUUUAA